Molecule: messenger RNA, 1574 nt
Organism: Oryza brachyantha (malo sina)
Lineage: Eukaryota; Viridiplantae; Streptophyta; Magnoliopsida; Poales; Poaceae
Product: peroxisomal membrane protein 11-3
Exons: 2
Coding region: 129-842 (237 amino acids)
Biological process (GO): regulation of peroxisome size; peroxisome fission
Cellular component (GO): peroxisomal membrane
Source: RefSeq, a predicted model, not a curated record
UACGACACGAAACGCCCACUCCCCCAAUCACGACGGCGACUAGACCGCACCGCACACGCAACCGCCGCCCACUCGCGCGCCACCGGCGGCGCCGUCGCUCCGCCUGUUCCACGCAGCAACCGGCCGCCAUGGCCACCGCCUCCUCCUCCUCCUCCGAAUCCCGCAAGCCAGCCGCCCGCCGGGAUUUCCUCGUCCACGUCGAGGCCUACCUCUCCCGCCGCGACGGCGUCGACAAGCUCCUCAAGAUCUCCCGCUACGCCGCCCGCCUCGCCCUGGCCGCUGGCCCGCUGCCCCCCGCAGCCUCCGCCCGCCUCAAGCCCUUCGAGUCCAGCGUCGGGCUCAGCCGCAAGGCCUUCCGCCUCGGCAAGUUCGUUCAGAACGUCAACGCCCUCCGCGCCCAUCCGCAUCCGUCCACGCCCCUCGUGCUCCUCGCCUACGGCGGGGAGGGCGUCUACUACUUCCUCGAACAGUUCGUGUGGCUGGCCAAGGCCGGCCUCCUUCCCAAGCACCUUCUCCCCCGCCUCCAGCUCCUCAGCGCCUGGGCCGAGCUGCUGGGAUACGUCGGCUCCAUCACGAUUAAGCUGGAAGAGAUUGCAAAACUGGAGUCUUCCGUCAAGAUGCGGCUCAAGGAGGGUUGCGGGGAGAAGAGCGAGGCGGUGAGGACGCUGCGUGGUAAGCUUCUGCUCAAGCGGAUGUCCGUUGUGCAGGACGUGGCGGACGCCGUGAUGGCGCUGGGGGACGUGACCGACGGUAAGGGUUUGCUCGGCAGCUCGACGCUGAUGGCGUCCGCAGGCUUACUGUCCGCGUUGAUCAGCGCUCACAAGAACUGGAAUUCUUGCUGAAGCCCAAAGAGUCACGCCCAUUCCGUCACACCUCAUGGUUUUCCUCGUCCACUGCCAGCCUUGCCCUGCUCCGCCAGGACUCGCUGUCCUCCUCACCACCUCGCCCGCCGCGCUGGCGUGACAGUCUACCGCUGGUGGCACCAUGCCUGCUCAACAUAAACGCCAAGUGAAGUCCCAUUGGAUGGAUAUUUUGAUGUUUCAGCCAAUGUGUUUCGAUAUUUCUUUGUAUUGGAUUGAGAUGUUCUACUGGGUACUUUGAUGUACUUACGUACCCACUGGAGAGAAGUAAGAGCCAUAUCUGAAAUUGUACUCUUUUUGCGAUAUUUUUUUAUGUUUCAGUCAAUAUCUUUUCAAUGUUCAGUUGUGUUAAAUUAAAAUAUUGCAGCGUCAUUUUUUAUGAUGUUUCUUAUUUUUGUGUUUUGGUGAACAAGAUAUGUUGUUGUUUCAAUAGAUGAAAACACUAUUUUUCAUAAUAUACUGCGGAAAUGUUUCAGAGUAUGUUUCACCAUUUUGAAUAGCGAAAACAUUUUUAGUGAAAUGAAACAUUUUCUUCGUAUGUGAUAAAAAAACACCCGAUUUGCAGGGGAUCCCAGCUUUUGCUAAUAUGCAACUAUCUAAUUGACAUGUAUUCAUAGUUCAUUACUUCCAAAUCCUUUUAUGUUCAUACACUUACAGAAAAUUUUAUAGUUUUUUGGGAGUUAAUCCUAUGUUCCUCCCAAUAAUAUCACCUCC